This is a messenger RNA of Punica granatum (pomegranate), 1266 nucleotides long. The record is from RefSeq and is a predicted model, not a curated record. Lineage: Eukaryota; Viridiplantae; Streptophyta; Magnoliopsida; Myrtales; Lythraceae.
GGGGGGAUUCUCAAGGAGGAAGAGAGCGCUUCAGUAGUGUUGGUACCGCACAAUGGCUAGGAACGGCAGAGACAGCAAUGGCGACGUAUUGAUGCUGGAGGCUCCGCCGGACCCCACGCGGCCUUCGUGGGCGUCCCCUUCGAACGCGGAGACCAUCGACGCGCUGCCGUACAUCGACGAGGACUACGGCCACCCCGUCGUGAAGCAGGAGGUGGACCGGCUGGUGGAGGAAGAGAUGCGGCGGAGCUCCAAGAAGCCAUCCGACUUCCUCAAGGACCUGCCUCCUCUUCCCAAGCUCACCUUCGAGAACAAUCCCAUGCUCGCUCGGGAGUAUGAGCGCGUGAGAGCUGGGAAGCCUCCGGUGCCCUUCGACUCGUCACGUUACAACUUGGAUGUACCGCCUAUGAAUAGAAGGAAUGAUGAAAGUGCUUGGAAGCAGGCACUUCAAAGAGCUCAGCGCCUGUUACAGCAUGAAGAUAUCCGGCUGGAAAAUUUGGACUUGUUGUCUAAACAUGGAGCCGAAGUAUGGAUUCAACAUAACAAAAGAUUAGAAGGUUUCUUAACCAGGUUGCAGAAAUUAGCUCAUGAACAGAAUGAAAAGAUCGAGUCCGUGAAUCGGGAAAGGAAAUACCAUCAGCAAAAUACUGCAUAUGAGCUCAAUGCUCUGUCUGCUCAAUGGAGGGAGCUCUGCUUGAAGAACAUGGAGAUCCAAGCUUCAUGUGUUAACCUCGAGAACCAAAUCGAAGAAAUAAAGAGAGAAGCAGUUGAAAGAGGCUGGAAUUUGGAAACUGCUACUGAGAAUGGCCCUUCCCACUAGCUAUACUGUGUGAAAAUCCUUGCACUGGGACUACCACAUUGUCUAGGACGAACAGCCCCGGGCCAUAUGGAAGCUUAUUAUGUUCUGUGCGCAGUAGAGUGCUUGAGCAGCUUGAGAAGGACAUCAAGGUGCAACCCCAGACGCCUUCGCCGGGGUCAUUGACCCUGAAAACUGCUGCUGAGUCGAGUGCAUCAGUUUCAUCAAUUGCAAGCUUAGCCUUCUAAAGAAUACAUUUUGGGAGACCUCUAAUCUCUGUUGCCUAAAUUUAGGAACAACGUCGAGUUCUUUGUGGGAACUUGUAGUCGAUUUUCAUGGUGUACCAUCAUUCCCUAAUGAUCUUCAGCUGAUGAUUUGAAUGGAUUAUAUCAUAUGGACUCGACAGUCCAUAUGAUAUGACAAUGCCAUUUUCACUGGCAAAUAUUGAAAAUAUCAGACUAUAAUGCCCACCA